Molecule: messenger RNA, 903 nt
Organism: Mesorhabditis spiculigera
Lineage: Eukaryota; Metazoa; Nematoda; Chromadorea; Rhabditida; Rhabditidae
Source: the annotation of a GenBank genome assembly
AUGGACGAGAAGAAGCUCGCCCAAGGCCCCUCGGCCCGCCAUUCGGCAUUCACCUCGAUCGUUCUGGCCACUGUGGCCAUCACGGCCUGUUUGGUGACGAUUCCCCUCGUGUUCUCCUAUGUGCAGACCCUUGAGUCGUCUGUCCAGAUCGAGAUCGAGAGCUGCAAGGCUCGUGCUCGCGAUUUGUGGAGGGAGAUGCUCGAGGUUCAGAUCGGCGCCGGCCGUCCCCUCGCCACCCGUGUUGCCCGUUCUGCCGUUCUCGCCACCGAGGGAGAUCGCGGAAAGCGCGACUACUGGCAGGGCCAGUCCAGCUGCUGCACUUGCCAACGUGGAGCCCCUGGAGCCCCUGGAACACCCGGAAGUGAUGGAGCUGAUGGUGUUGAUGGAGAUAUUGGAGAGGCUGGACCCCGUGGGCCCGAUGCGUACUACGAUGAGUCUCUGUACUCUCGUGGCCAGCCCCAAUGCCCCUGUGAAUCUCCCGCUGGACCCCCCGGCCCCCCUGGCCAGCCUGGAGAGCCCGGAGGUGCUGGAGCCCCUGGACAACCCGGAAGCGGUGGAGGAGUUGGAGCCCCCGGAGAGCCUGGACGCGAUGGACAGCCCGGAGCCCCUGGAAACCCUGGACGACCUGGAGCCCCUGGAGCCCCGGGACAGAUCACCGGAACCGUGCAGGGAGCCCCCGGCCAGCCCGGUCAGCCUGGACAGCCUGGACGCCCCGGACCCAAGGGACCCCCUGGAUUCCCUGGAGAGGCUGGAGCUCCCGGACGAAAUGGAGAACCAGGACCCGACGGAACUCCUGGACGCCCUGGAGAGCCCGGAAGGGAUGGAGCACCUGGUCAACCCGGCCGUCCUGGAGACCGUGGAGACUGCUCUCACUGCCCUCCGGCUCGUGUGGCCCCCGGAUAU